This is a messenger RNA of Cuscuta epithymum, 1330 nucleotides long. The record is from the annotation of a GenBank genome assembly. Lineage: Eukaryota; Viridiplantae; Streptophyta; Magnoliopsida; Solanales; Convolvulaceae.
UAACAAACAGAUCAAAUCUGAUAUUCACUUUAUCAUAUCAAUAAUUUUGUAGAAUAGCUCCAGACGAACAACUUGUAGAAUACGUUCCAGGUGGAGUUACUCGAAACACAAUUUCUGGCAGAUCUUCCUUCUACCCCCUUCAAACUCAGCCGUCCAUCUUCUUCAUUCAGAUUCAGAACAAUUCAUUACUCUCUCUUUCUCUGCAUAUACAUUGAGAGGGAGGGAGCAGAGCAACCCCUGUUAGACUAUUACAACAAUGGGGGCGUAUCGGGCGGACGACGAUUACGACUACUUGUUCAAGGUGGUGCUGAUCGGCGACUCGGGAGUCGGAAAAUCCAACCUCCUCUCACGGUUCACCCGCAACGAGUUCAGUCUCGAGUCCAAGUCGACAAUCGGCGUCGAGUUCGCCACUCGCAGCAUCCGCGUCGAUGACAAGGUCGUUAAGGCCCAGAUUUGGGACACCGCCGGCCAAGAACGAUAUCGUGCGAUCACGAGUGCCUACUACCGAGGAGCUGUUGGUGCAUUGCUAGUCUAUGAUGUCACCCGCCACGUCACCUUCGAAAACGUGGAGAGGUGGCUGAAGGAGCUGCGCGACCACACAGAUUCCAGCAUUGUCAUCAUGCUUGUGGGGAACAAAUCCGACUUGCGUCACUUGAGAGCAGUCUCGACUGAAGAUGCACAAGCGUUUGCUGAAAAAGAGAGCACAUUUUUCAUGGAAACCUCUGCCUUGGAGUCCAUGAAUGUUGAGAAUGCCUUCACUGAGGUUCUCACUCAAAUACACCAUGUUGUUAGUAGGAAGGCUCUCGAUGCUGGGACUGAUGUCGCAACUUUGCCCAAAGGACAGACCAUUAAUGUUGGCGGUAAAAGUGACGUUUCAGAAGUAAAGAAGGCUGGUUGCUGCUCUUCUUAGAGCAAAUACACAAUCCAACGCCAGUAGUCUAUUGAGUUUUCUUCUUCUAUUUGUUGUGUUCUUAUAUUUAAAACUGACCUGCCAUUAAGUUGUAAUUUAUGGUCCUAAGCUCCAAGCCUUAGGGUUCAUACCAUACACGAUUUAUCCUUUUUUGCUCUACGGUGUAUUAAUUUAUGGCUGCUUGUUGGCGUCUUCUGGAUAUACUAAUCCGAAGAAUAUUUCAUUUGGGUUAACUAUCAUGGAUUAAACAAUGAGACUGGAAGAGAGAUAAGAGCCCUCCAUCAUGGCUCCAUGACAAAUAAUGCAAUAACGGAGUCCAUGUUGAAACUCUAGGAUCUUGUUGCCUUCUUGCACUCAUGCUUUCCCCGUGUUGUUAAUUUGUUAUGAAGAAUGACUGUAUGAUAGUAAAUGAUAUUAUUU